AAAAAACACACACACACACAUUUCAUUAAUUUGUGAAGUCAGCUGCGGCGGCGUCUUUACGAAUUAUAAAAAAAGGUGUGGGAUCAUCUUUACAAGCGGCGUAAAGCAAAAAUCAACAAUUCAAAGAUCGAGAUUCGGACCCAAACUUUUAUGCUCUUUUGACUCUGCAAAAAGGAGAAAGAGUUGGAUUUGCAGAGGAUUCUAUUUUCUAAUUAUGUUACUUCAAUCUUGCAACUCUUUCAGCUGCCCAUUCAAUAAUGUUGAUCCCCCUAAAGCGCCUUUUUUGAUACAAAAAAAUUCAAGAAUUCCUUCUUAUUUUCCAUUUCGAUGUGUAUCUAACCUCGCGUGUCCUACAAUUGCACUCAGUGAUGUUGCUGGCAUUUUUCAGAACAAGGUUUUGAUAGCUGCAGCUGUAUCUGCAGCAAUUGGGCAAUUAUCAAAGCCAAUAACUUCAACUAUAUUAUAUGGCAAGAAUUAUGAUUUUAAGGCUGUCGUUCACGCUGGAGGGUUCCCUUCUACACAUUCCUCUGUAAUAUUUUCUACUGUUCUGCUUAUGCAUGAGAUUGCUGUUGUGGCCACUGCAACUUCACUUGGUUUGGAGAGGGGUUUCUCUGACGUAAUUUUCGGUUUAGCUGUAGUUUACGCAGGCCUUGUCAUGUAUGACGCGCAGGGAGUUAGAAGGGAAGUCGGCAUUCAUGCGAAAGAAUUAAAUAAGGUUUUGCUAAGCACCAGAACGAGUUCAACUUCCUCUAGUAACGAUGCCAGCACAUUCACCAACUCUUUCCCUGGAGACUUAUCUUCCGAUUUAGAGAGCACUGACCCUCUUCUCUUGGAGGAACAGAGGUCUUUUCAGACAAAACAGGCAAAUGCUUCUCUGUUACUUAAAUCUGAGAACAGGAUAAAAAGCACGACAAUAAGAUCCUCUGGUGUGGCAUCGGAUGUCGGAGAAGAAUCAGUAGGUGUAUCUUAUGGUUACCCCACAUUAAAAGAAUCAGUAGGACACACAGAAAUUGAAGUUAUAGCAGGAGCCAUGUUGGGUUUCGUUGUUAGUUUAGCAAUAUGCCGAUAUGGAUAAUGAGAUUUAGUAUUCGAUUGUUUUAUAGCACUUCUUUUUUAAGGAUAUAAACACUUGAUCAACCUAUGGUUUAUUCACACAAGAAAUUCCCCGUAUUCUAUCUCUACACAAGUUGGAAAUUGGCUUCCUUUAUAAACAGACAAAUAUGAUUUCAAAA
This is a messenger RNA of Olea europaea var. sylvestris, 1232 nucleotides long. RefSeq lists its product as uncharacterized. The record is from RefSeq and is a predicted model, not a curated record. Lineage: Eukaryota; Viridiplantae; Streptophyta; Magnoliopsida; Lamiales; Oleaceae. The transcript is spliced from 6 exons. The coding region runs from base 215 to 1075 and encodes 286 amino acids.